Messenger RNA from Alternaria atra, 3300 nucleotides. RefSeq lists its product as uncharacterized. Gene Ontology annotation, biological process: DNA replication; DNA repair. NCBI's taxonomy places the organism in Eukaryota, Fungi, Ascomycota, Dothideomycetes, Pleosporales, Pleosporaceae. The coding region runs from base 1 to 3300 and encodes 1099 amino acids. The transcript has 3 exons. Gene Ontology annotation, molecular function: ATP hydrolysis activity; DNA clamp loader activity; ATP binding. Gene Ontology annotation, cellular component: DNA replication factor C complex; nucleus. The record is from RefSeq and is a predicted model, not a curated record.
AUGCCUGCCGACAUCCGUAGCUUCUUUGGCGGCGGUCCCCCAAAGGGUAGUCAGGGCUCGCAGAAGAAGGAGGAGCCUGCGCCGAAGAAGGCCGCACCCAAGAAGAAGGGACGCGCAAGUCGAGUCGUAGAAGACUCUGACGAUGAUGAGGAAGAGGCAAAGCCGAAGAAAGCGACACCAAAGAAGCCAGCCACGAAGAAAGUCAAGCGCGAACCCACACCAGAACCAGUACUCGAAGAAACCACCACAUCCGACUUCUUUGGCAGCUCGAAUAAGCCCAAGCGAACCGAACCAGUCAAGAAAGCUGCGGACAAGCCUGCUACAACACCAAAGAAGGCGCCUGCAAAGGCAAACGGAAAAGCGCCAAAGACGGCUACUCCGGCAUCCAAUGCGAAAACAUCUGGUCGCGCAAAGAAGCCCGUCACAUCCUAUGCCGAGCGGGACGACGAAGAUGAGUUCCCGGACGAUGACCUAGACGACGCAGACGACAUCUUCGAAGACAACAUCAAGGGCAAGGGCAAGGACGAUUACAAGGAAGAGCCGGAGAGCGAUGACGAUACCCCUAUACAGCUGCCACAUCGCGGAACACCGAAAGCGCCCGCUAAGCAGCAAAAGACAAUCAAAGACGAAGACGAUUUCGAUCCAGAAGACGAAGAUGUCGACAUGAAGGAUAUAGAUGCAGAAGACGACUUUGUUGAGCCUGACGAAGAUGAGCAAGCGCUUAAGAGUAAGCCAAAGAAGACAUCGACUGCAGGCAAGAAGCGGAAGUCACCCAUAUCAGAUGAAGAGGAAGAAGAGGAGGACGAGAAGCCAAAGAAGAAAGCACAGAAGAAAGCCGCUCCAGCGAAAUCGCCAGCAAAAAAAAAGGCGAAGAAGGAAGAUGUCGAAGACAGCGCAGAUAUCCAGGCCAUUUACGACAGCAUUCCUACAGUGCGUGCGCCCACACCUCCACUCAAGGAUGACAACGCCAAGUUCAACUGGCAAGCAAACGCAGGUCGUGGCGACGCCGCGCCUACUGGAGGUUCAUCCGGUGACAUGCCACAGGGCUCGGAUACAUGUCUUGCUGGUCUCACAUUCGUCUUUACUGGUGUACUACAAAGAUGGGGUCGGACAGAAGGCCAAGAGCUGGUCAAACGACACGGCGGAAAGGUCACUGGCGCUCCAAGUAAGAAGACCAGCUAUGUUGUACUAGGCACAGAUGCUGGCCCUAGCAAACUGCAGAAGAUCCGAGAUAUGAACAUCAAGACCAUCGAUGAAGAUGGACUGACACAGCUCAUUGAGAAACUGACAGCAGCCGGCAACAAGGGGGACAGUAAGGCCCAAGCCGAGUAUGCUGAGAAGCAACGCAAGGAGCAGGAAAAGAUUGAGAAGCAAGCUGCCGAGCUUGAACAGGAGGAGAAGAAGCGUCAAAAAGAGCAGGCGGCGGCAGCUGCGGCAGCCAGUAAGAAGAUGGGUUCAGCAGUUCCCGCUACUGCUCCCAGUGCAGGCCCUGCUGUUGACUCGCGAUUAUGGACCACCAAGUAUGCGCCCACAUCGCUUGGUCAGAUAUGCGGCAACAAAGCAACAGUCGAGAAGAUACAACGCUGGCUGCAAGCCUUCCCGAAGAAUCUCAAGACUGGUUUCAAGUUGGCUGGUAAAGAUGGUAGUGGAGUGUUCCGCGCCAUCAUCCUGCAUGGACCACCUGGUAUAGGCAAGACUACCGCAGCGCAUCUUGUCGCAAAGCUCGAAGGCUACGACAUUGUGGAGAGGAACGCCAGUGAUACCCGAAGUAAGAAGCUAAUCGAAGAUGGUCUACGCGGCGUCCUCAGCACCAACUCACUCCACGGGUACUUUGCUGGAGAUGGAAAGCAGGUCGAGGGUUCAAAGAAGAAGCUCGUUCUCAUCAUGGACGAAGUCGACGGCAUGUCUGCGGGUGACCGCGGUGGUGUCGGUGCACUCGCAGCAGUAUGCAAGAAGACAGAGGUACCCAUGAUUCUCAUCUGUAACGACAGGAAGCUGCCGAAGAUGAAGCCGUUCGACUACGUUACCUAUGACUUGCCCUUCAGACGUCCCACUGUCGACCAGGUACGCUCACGCGUCAUGACUAUUGCUUUCCGAGAAGGCUUGAAGCUGCCUCCGACAGUUGUCAACGCACUUAUCGAAGGCAGCCACUCUGACAUUCGUCAAGUCGUUAACAUGAUCUCCACCGCCAAACUCGACCAGGACGCCAUGGAUUUCGACAAGGGCAAGACGAUGUCAAAGAACUGGGAGAAGCAUGUCAUCUUGAAGCCGUGGGACAUUACACAGAAAAUCCUUGGUGGUGGCAUGUUUGCGUCGAGCAGCAAAGCCACGCUCAAUGAGAAGAUUGAACUCUACUUUAACGACCACGAGUUUAGUCCGUUGAUGCUGCAGGAGAACUACCUCGGCACAAACCCUAUCUUGUCUGGGCCUUAUUCCGGCAAGGAGAAGAACUUGAAGAAUCUUGAGUUGGUAUCGCAAGCAGCCGACAGUAUCAGCGACGGUGAUCUCGUCGAUCGCAUGAUUCACGGCUCUCAACAACAGUGGAGUCUGAUGCCUGCACACGCCGUCUUCAGCUUCGUCCGACCCGCCAGCUUCGUUUCUGGUAGCACAGCCGGAAAUGGGACGCGCUUCACAUCGUGGCUAGGAAAGAACAGCACGACCAACAAGCUUAGUCGCAUGAUCAAGGAGAUUCAAGCCCAUAUGCGGUUACGUUCUUCUGGUGACCGCCACGAGGUUCGGCAGCAAUAUGUACCUCUUCUCUGGCACGACUUGGUACACAAGCUGCAGAAGGAGGGUAAAGAUGCUGUUCCGGCUGUGAUCGAACUGAUGGAUAGUUAUUAUCUUACAAAAGAUGACUUUGAUGCGAUCAUGGAGUUGGGUGUUGGGCCGAUGGAUCAAGAGAAAGUUAAGAUUGAGUCGCAGACUAAAUCUACCUUUACACGACUCUACAAUCAACAGUCCCAUCCCCUUCCCUUCAUGAAAGCAUCAUCUGUUACACAGCCGAAAGGCAAACAAGCCAAAGAGAAACCGGAUCUUGAGGAAGCGAUUGAUGAAUCGGAUGAUGGCGAGGUUGUGGAGGAAGUCAAAGAUGAAGAGGACGACGAUGUAGACCUAUCGAAGGACAAGUACGUGAAGCAGCCGAAGAAGAAGGCUGCGCCCAAGAAAGCCGCAGCUAAGAAGGGAGGGAAGAAGAAGAAGGAGGAAGAGGAGGAGGAUGAUAAUGACGAGGAUGAAGAGGAGGAAGUGAAGCCGAAGGGUAAGGGCAAGGCUAAGGCGGCGCCUAAAGGGAAGAAGAAGUGA